Labeo rohita (rohu) is the source of this 1440-nucleotide messenger RNA. It is a transcript of the gene dpm3, whose product is annotated as dolichyl-phosphate mannosyltransferase subunit 3, regulatory. Gene Ontology annotation, cellular component: dolichol-phosphate-mannose synthase complex; endoplasmic reticulum membrane. The coding region runs from base 384 to 662 and encodes 92 amino acids. The record is from RefSeq and is a predicted model, not a curated record. Gene Ontology annotation, biological process: GPI anchor biosynthetic process. Lineage: Eukaryota; Metazoa; Chordata; Actinopteri; Cypriniformes; Cyprinidae. The transcript is spliced from 2 exons.
CUAUGUGUUAAUUGAUUGAUGGGCUGUAUUUAAAGAUAUUUUAAAGGAAAAUGAAUGAAAAAAAAGCUCCAAACCUUCAUAAAUAUUAUUGCAAAUUAUUUAUUAUAAAAAAUACAUCUUUUACUCCUUUUGUUCUUUUCAUUUAAUAUUAAAGAGACAAACAGACUGUUAAAAAAAACAGGCUUAAAAAUAGGUUAGUUGAAUUUUGUCUUGUAGUAUUUGUACUGCAGGACUCUGAUGUACACUGCAUGUUCCAUAAUGCUUUUCGGCUUACUACGUCAUCAACCUGCGUUAUUAUUCUGGAAGUGGUGAGCUGGCUUUGAACAGCGGGUGGAUUCUUCAGUUAUAAUUUUGCCCUUCACCGUCCCACAAUCUUCAGCGCAAUGACCAAGCUUCUGGAGUGGCUUCUUGGUGUGUCGCUGAUCGGCAUGGCAUGGGGACUCGUUACCUUUGACCUCCUUGAUUUGCAGUUGCCUCCCCAGUAUAGAGAGCUGGCAUGGCCAAUGCCUGUAUAUCUGCUGGUGGCGUUUGGGUGUUAUUCACUGGCAACUGUCGGCUACCGUGUGGCCACAUUUAAUGACUGUGAGGAUGCGGCCAAAGAGUUGAAAGCACAAAUAAAAGAAGCCAAAGAGGAUUUAAAGAAGAAGGGACUGAAGAUGUGAGAAUUACAUCUUACUGUUUCUCACAUGCAGCCACUGUUGUUUUUUAUUCAUAUACAAAUGCGAACAGAGUCUCGUUGUUUCUGUUUACUUUGUGCCCAAUAUUUUCCUCUACACUGAUGUCUGUACGACGAUAUUCACUCAAAACUGCAGCUCAGACCUGUCCAGCUUUGUUCAAGUCUAUUUUCAACAUGAUGUAAAUAAUAGUUUGAAAUGUAAACACCUGCACACCUGUGAAUGAUCUAUUUUCAGAGUUAUGACAAUCUUAUUUUAAACAUUACAGGCACAUGCACGUAUUGUCAAUGGAGAGUGGUGCUAUUUCUGUACAGCCUCCAGAGUGUGUGUAUUUGCAUUGGCCAGGGAAUGAAUACAGCUUUUUUCGAACCAGUUGUUUUUAGCAGAGUCAGAAUUCUUAGUCAGACUUAGAAACAAACCCGCUGUGUAGAUUUGCUCUUGCACAAGGGCAGCGUUUCAGUAAAUCAAACUAUGUGGAAUGGAAUUUUGAUUUAAAAUAUGAAAUGUUGGGACUGUGUUAAGGCCACAAACUUUUGUCCUUUCUACCUUAAAUUAAGGUUCUGAGCAAUUUUUUGUUGUAAUUGGAAUACAAGUACUUUAAAGCACUGUAUGUUAAACCAUUUAAUUUGAACGGGUCUUUAUUAAAAUAAAGGGCCUAAAUAACCCUGCGUAAUUUUAAACACCAGGUAAACGCAAUGCAGUUUUUUUUAAACAUAAGACUGCGAUUCACACUGUACAUUCUACAUUAAACCCCGGUUUAAACUUA